CUCUUCCGAGUCUUGGUCAAGAGUCAGAGCAGCGUCGUCGCAGUCGCAGUCGCAAUCGCAGUCGGAGACGUUGACGUUGACGUAGACGGCAGACCGAAGAUCAGACAACGGACAACGUAGAUCGGAGACGGAAGGCACGAGAGAGAUGCCGUAGAUUAUUAUUGCGAAGCGCUUUUCGCCAAACAAACACGAAAAGUGUGCGCCACUAUUUUCAAAUCCCGCAGAGCGUCGCGAACUGUGGCCGGCAACGGAACACAACUCGAGUGUUUUUUCCACACACACCAAAAACUAAAAGCAAAAAAAUAACCCGAAAUUCACAGCAAACAGUGCAACACAACAACAGUCAGGCAACACAACAACAACAACAACAACAGCAACAACGCCAGUGUUUGUUCUUGUUCGUGUGUUCGAUCAACGUCGCGAGUGUUUCUGUUGCUUUUGUGCAUUUUUGUCGGGUUCCCAGAUCCGAGGAGCAUGGGAAAAGCUUGCUAAGGAUACGCCACAAGAAAAGAACAAGAACAACAAGGGCAACAACAAUAACAACAACAAGAGCCAGCACAACAAAGUACGAAAAAUAAAAUACAAAACUGAAACUGAAACUGAAACUGGAAGCUGAGCUUCAUCUUUUAGCCUGAGAGACUGCGCUUUGAUUAAAGCGCGCGUUUAAUUUCAUUUUUUACGCUACUCCAAGAAGAAGAAGAAGCAGAAGCAGAAGAAGAAGUUCUGCACACCCCUUGGAACCGCUCCACUUCCUUCGGCUCCUCCAGUGAUCGUAUAUUUGAACGGGGCUCCACCCUUCCAACUAUUUUUCAACAUUUUGCGCUUUGAUUCGCUGUUCACAUUUUGGGCCCUGGCUAACUGGCUGUGAGGCUCUUUUGGCCUGGCCUGGACGACGACUCCUUGGGCGCAGCUCAGUACGCCGCCAGCUUUCUCCGUGUGCGUACGACUUCACGCAGCAGCUGUGCUUAAACCUAAAAUAUAAAAUCAAAUAAAUAAAUAAAUAUAAAAAUUAUAAAUGUGAAAGAUUCGUCAUUAAUUCGUUGUGAUCUUGAGAUCUGUCUCUCUUGCUGAUCGUGAAUCGUCGUCGCAAUGUUUCUCCAGUUGCCCAAAUACAUCAAGUGCGCCUGUCUCACCUCCAGCUUCACUUUAUGCUCACUUCACGCCACGUCGAACUGAACUGAAAGUUAACUCAACGCAACUCAACUGAACUCAACGCUUGAUUAAUUCGCGCGUCAGCAACUGAAACUCUUUUCGGUUUUAUUUUUGUCGAUUUUCUUACGUUUUUGCUUUGCAAAAUAUUCAAAUAAGCAAAUCUCGUACUCGCACUCAUCGUGGCCGCAAUAAAAAGCCUUUAACUACCUGCCCAAAAAGCAGCAAAAAGCCAACUAAAACAUAAAACCAACAACAACAAUUCCAGAGACUGGGCCACAAUUGUUUGUUGCCGCUUUUUGCGGCUUCGGAGCGAUAUGCGGUUAUUCAUGGUAAUUGCAAUUUUAAUAUUUGCAAUGCCAAUGACGGGAUUCGGCUGGGCCGAGGGCACAAAUAUUUUGCUUGAUCCAAAUCUAAUGUGCAAAAAGACACGUCGUCUACGUGGCAAACUGGCCGAAAUCUGCCGCCACGAUUCGGCGCUGCUCAAAGAGAUCAUCAAUGGGAUUAAUCUGGGAUUCCGCGAAUGUGAGUUUCAAUUUCGUAAUCGCCGCUGGAACUGCACAGUGCUACGAAAGAGCAUGAGGAAAAUAUUAAUGCGCGACUCCCGGGAGACGGGUUUUGUGAAUGCCAUCACAGCAGCGGGCGUUACCUAUGCGGUAACCAAGGCGUGCACCAUGGGGCAGCUGGUGGAGUGCUCCUGCGACAAGUCUCACAUGCGUCGCAAUGGCGGACAACCCCAAAUGGUGAAUGCUGCCACAGCAGAGGAAGCUUUGGAGCGGCAGCAACUGCGUCAACAGUUGCCACAACAACAACGCAUCAGCAGCAACAACAACAAUAACAACAGCAGCAUGACGGAUAUUAUGCUGGGCAGGCAGCGAAAUAAUCAUAGACCAGGUGGCAGACGAGGAAGACGCAAAUUCUGGGAUAACAUCAAGUUCCCACAGGGCGAAUGGGAGUGGGGGGGUUGCAGUGACAAUGUCAACUUUGGACUGCGACACUCGAGAGCGUUUCUGGAUGCCAAGCAGCGACAGCGACGCAGCGAUCUGGGCACACUGGUCAAGCUGCACAACAACAACGCGGGGCGGCUGGCAAUUCGCGAUGCGAUGCGUUUGGAGUGCAAGUGUCAUGGUUUGUCCGGAUCGUGCACGGUGAAAACCUGUUGGCUGAAGAUGCCGCCAUUUCGUGAGAUAUCGGCACGACUGCGCGAUAGAUACGAUGGGGCACGCAAGGUGGCGCUACGCAAUGAUGGCAACAGUUUUAUGUCCGACUCGCCGCACACGAAGCCAGCGAAUAAAUAUCAAUUGGUUUAUGCCGAUGAUUCGGCCGACUUUUGUACGGCGAAUGCCAAGACGGGAGCGUUGGGCACCCAGGACAGGGAAUGCAAUGCGACGUCGACGGGUCCAGAUAGUUGUGAUCUUCUGUGCUGCAGUCGGGGGCAUAAGCAUCGUGUGGUUGCCGAGUGGACGAACUGUAAUUGCGUCUUCAAAUGGUGCUGUGAGGUGACGUGCGAGAAGUGCCUGGAGCAUCGUGAGGUCAACACAUGCCUCUAGAACUGGGAUCGGGUUCGGGUUCGGGCUCUGGUCUGGCAUAGUCAUAAACAUAUUUUUGAAAGCUUUCCAUUUCGCGUGAUAAACAACAGUUUAAAAACACACUACGUUUUGCUGCAGUCCAUUUUUAAGUAUUAACUAACACUAGUGAACAGGGUAAUACAAAUAAAUACACAAACAAAACAAAACAAAAAAACAAUUGAUUUUAGGCCGAUCUAGUUGUAAAUAAGUAUCAUUCAUAGUAUGAACCAUGUAAGCUUGUAAAUAGUUGUAAUAAAAACGCAAAAGAAAA
This is a messenger RNA of Drosophila innubila, 2988 nucleotides long. It is a transcript of the gene Wnt6, whose product is annotated as protein Wnt-6. Gene Ontology annotation, molecular function: cytokine activity; frizzled binding. Lineage: Eukaryota; Metazoa; Arthropoda; Insecta; Diptera; Drosophilidae. The transcript has 6 exons. Gene Ontology annotation, cellular component: extracellular region. Gene Ontology annotation, biological process: canonical Wnt signaling pathway; neuron differentiation; multicellular organism development. The coding region runs from base 1467 to 2699 and encodes 410 amino acids. The record is from RefSeq and is a predicted model, not a curated record.